Messenger RNA from Phalacrocorax carbo (great cormorant), 1105 nucleotides. Lineage: Eukaryota; Metazoa; Chordata; Aves; Suliformes; Phalacrocoracidae. The record is from RefSeq and is a predicted model, not a curated record.
CCGCCCCGGCGGCCGCCCCGCCCCCCCCCUCCGGCGCCCCACAGCGGCUGCCGGCGGCGCUGCGGGACCCCCCGGGCGGCGGUGGGAGGCUGCAGGGCCACCCCACAAGGGCCGUGCCGUGGGGCUGAGCGUGGGUCAGAGGUCGCCAGGGGUCAGAGCUGUGGGUUGGAGCCCGCCGUGGGGCUGACCUCGCCGUGGGGCUGAGCUCUCCGUGGGGCUGAGCCCGCUGUGGGGCUGAGCUCUCCGUGGGGCUGACCCCGCCGUGGGGCAGAGCCCACCGUGGAGCUGAGCUCUCCGUGGGGCUGACCCCACCGUGGGGCUGACCCUGCUGUGGGGCUUAGCCAGCCGUGGGGCUGACCCCGCUGUGGGGCUGACCCCGCCAUGGGGCUGAGCCUGCUGUGGGGCUGAGCCCGCCGUGGGGCUGAGUCUGCCGUGGGGCUGAGCCCACCGUGGGGCUGACCCCGCUGUGGGGCUGAGCUCGCCGUGGGGCUGAGCCUGCCGUGGGGCGCCCCAUGCUGCCGCGGGUGCUGCGGGCGCUGCUGGAGGGGCCCCGGCCCCCCCCGGAGCAGGAGCCGGGGGUCGUGCUCAGCUCCUACCGGCCCCACCCCCCCGACACCGACCCCCCCGAGGCGCAGGAGCGGGAGGCGGCCCCGGGAGGCGCCAUCUUCGCGCUGAGGCCCCGCCCCCCGCGGGCCCCGCCCGGCGCCUGCGCGCGGCGCCCCUCCCCCGCCUGGUGCGGCACCUGCUGGAGGCGCCGGCGCUGGGCGACGCCGCCUUCGUCCCCGCCUUCCUCGGCACCUUCCGCGCCUUCGCCCCCGCCCCCGCCGUGCUGCGGCUGCUGCUGCGCCGCAUGGAGGAACUCGGGGCGCUCUCGGCCACCCCCGACACCCCGGAGCUGACGGAGGCCAAGGCGGCGCUGGCGGCGCUGCUCUGCUCCUGGCUCGACGGGUACCCCGAGGAUUUCGGGGGGCCGCAGCUGCCCCCCCCGGCCGAGGGGCUGGCCCGCGUGCUGGGGCCCGGCUGCGAGGCCGCCCGGCGGCUGCGGGCGCUGGGGGGGGCCCCCCCCGACCCCCCCCCCGCCGCCGGAGGAGGAGGAGGAGGAGGG